AUGCCGCCCAACACCACCAACCCCGGCGCCGGCGGCGCCAACCCCGCGCCUCUCUACAAGGAAAAGACCAACGCCAUCGCUGCCCUCAUGUCCCGGCACACCUCGUCCUCCUUGUCCUUCCUCUCUUCACUGCCCUCCAGGAACACGGGCUCCUUCACGGCCCUCAAGAAGACCCCGGCGCAGCUGGCCGCCGAGCGCGAGGACUACGAGCUCGACCGCCUGGUGCAGUACGACGACAACAUGGGCGUGGGCAUGUUUGCGCCCGAGAACCGGAAGGAGAAGGAGGAGAAGCGCCAGAGGGAGCUCGAGGACCGGAAGCUGAAGGCGCGGCUGGGGUUGAAGAGCAAGAGGAAGGGGAGCGAGUGGGAGGGCGCGAGUGGAGUCGCCAGGGCGCGGGAACAGGAGAGCGACGACGAGGAGCUGGGACGGAGUGCUGUGGGCAGGGCCAAGAAGAGGAUGCGGAUCACCAGCCCGCCAGAUGUCGACACGGACAAGCCAGCAGCGGACCAUCAGCACGAGAAUACGCAUGCCGACGUGGCGCCGCACAAAGACGGCGAAGGGAGAGGAGACGAGAUCGACAAGGCUGGACAAGCUGCAGACGAGACUGCCGGGGCAGGGCCCGGCGCAGAGGUCGAUGUGAACGACAAUUCAAAUACGGAGGCGAGAACCAAGAGUAUACGCAAGAAGAGAAAGAAGAACAAGCCACUAGCCCAGGGCGCGAACCGAGACGGUGGUUGA
This is a messenger RNA of Truncatella angustata, 738 nucleotides long. RefSeq lists its product as uncharacterized. The transcript has a single exon. The record is from RefSeq and is a predicted model, not a curated record. The coding region runs from base 1 to 738 and encodes 245 amino acids. NCBI's taxonomy places the organism in Eukaryota, Fungi, Ascomycota, Sordariomycetes, Amphisphaeriales, Sporocadaceae.